Messenger RNA from Canis lupus familiaris (dog), 485 nucleotides. RefSeq names its product inhibitor of DNA binding 3, HLH protein (gene ID3). The record is from RefSeq and is marked provisional. Gene Ontology annotation, molecular function: transcription regulator activity; protein dimerization activity. Gene Ontology annotation, biological process: cell differentiation; circadian regulation of gene expression; negative regulation of transcription by RNA polymerase II. The coding region runs from base 64 to 423 and encodes 119 amino acids. Gene Ontology annotation, cellular component: cytoplasm; nucleus. The transcript has 3 exons. NCBI's taxonomy places the organism in Eukaryota, Metazoa, Chordata, Mammalia, Carnivora, Canidae.
AGCUGCUGUCGGGGCUCCCUGGCUCUCCUGCUCCUCUCGGCACCUCCGGCCUCACUCUGCAAUAUGAAGGCGCUGAGCCCGGUGCGCGGCUGCUACGAGGCGGUGUGCUGCCUGUCCGAACGCAGCCUGGCCAUCGCGCGCGGGCGCGGCAAGGGCCCGGCGGCCGAGGAGCCGCUGAGCCUGUUGGACGACAUGAACCACUGCUACUCGCGCUUGCGGGAACUCGUACCCGGAGUCCCGCGAGGCACUCAGCUUAGCCAGGUGGAAAUCCUGCAGCGCGUCAUCGACUACAUCCUCGACCUGCAGGUGGUCCUGGCCGAGCCCGCCCCUGGACCCCCCGACGGCCCGCAUCUUCCCAUCCAGACAGCCGAGCUCGCUCCGGAACUCGUGAUCUCCAACGACAAGAGGAGCUUCUGCCACUGACCUGGCAGCCCUGGCGCCUCCAGAACGCAGGUGCUGGCGCCCGUUCCGCCUGGGACCCCGGG